This is a messenger RNA of Cajanus cajan (pigeon pea), 420 nucleotides long. The record is from RefSeq and is a predicted model, not a curated record. Lineage: Eukaryota; Viridiplantae; Streptophyta; Magnoliopsida; Fabales; Fabaceae.
UUCUUCUUAAAAAACAUUGUGCCUGCAGCUCAGAACAACAUAGACACUAAAUUCAUCCUUUUGGACAAAGGGAAAACCAUAGUAGAAGGGCAUAACAAGAUGUGUUUGGCCUUUGUGGCUGAUGAAACUACAACAGUUCAUUUUCAGUUUUGGGGAGAUGAGUGUGAUGCGUUUGAUUCAGGUGACAUAAUUUGUCUUACCAAUGGCAUAUUUUCAUACCAGCACAGGAACCUUGUAUUGCGGGCAGGGAAGAGAGGGAAGCUAGUGAAGGUGGGGGAGUUUACUAUGGCCUAUGUUGAGACACCAAACAUGAGUGAGAUUCAUUGGAUUCUCAACCCAAACAAUUCUAAGAAAUAUGUCCAAUUAUAUGUAAUAUCUCAUGUGUCACGCGUUCUCCCUCCUCUUCCUUCUGAUAUGUAA